Molecule: messenger RNA, 5121 nt
Organism: Marchantia polymorpha subsp. ruderalis
Lineage: Eukaryota; Viridiplantae; Streptophyta; Marchantiopsida; Marchantiales; Marchantiaceae
Source: the annotation of a GenBank genome assembly
GCUCGCGGUGUUCCAUCUUUUCGUUGCUCCAUCUUCCUGUCACCUUUGGAUUUUUCAGGCGCAUGCUCGCUCUGCAGUAUUUGCUACUUUUCAUCAUCCUUCGUGGUACUGCCCUAUUUUCCUUUCUUUGGUUAGCUGCUUGAGUUUCGGAUGCGAGCGCUUGCAUCCUUGAUUACAUCUUAGCCUCUUUUUUCGGCACAGUCAAUUUGAAAGCGUGGUUCUGGUAGAGGAGGGUACACAUUUCAAUCUCAGUCGAUCUCUCAUUGCCUACCACGGAGAAGUCCGGCAAAUGGACGCUGACGGAUCGCAUGAGUACUGGGAGGAAAUAGCUAUCACUACAUCCGAAUCAGCUUCCGGAGAAGUGGAUAUUCAUAACCUAACGGGAGGGCCUCCCCGAGGGGCCGACUUUUCUUCCACACAGUGCAACAUGCGGGGCAAGAGAUUAAUCUUUAGGGAUGAAGGCGUAGCAGCUCGUAGGGAAGGCGACACAGGGGCCGGUUCUAGUACCGAGCAAGAGCAUACGGACACUCCUGAACCCAAGCUACAAACUCUGGUAAUGAAUGGGGAGGGCUGUUCGUUUCGGAGAAGCGGGAAGAACGAGCAACCUACUUCCGAAUUACGUUCACCUCCCGUGAGACUUUUUGGUAGGGAACUGAGACCUAUAUCUUUUGCACCGUCCUUGGCUCACUCUCCUCAAGGCAUCGAGCGCUGGAAGUUAUACGGGAUUGAUUACAACGGAAGCCCUGAUGGUCUUACGAGAAUAGAUGCAACACAUCGACGCCGCGAUUCGGACGAACUUGCGCAAAGCGUGGCAGCUCGCCCCGUGUCUUCGGAAAUGCUUAAGUUUAGCUCCGGUGAAAGUUCGAGCCGAAGUUCGGGCGGUCCUAGUCUUACUUUAAACGUUCCGGGUAAUGACUCGGAUGCCAGUAAUCCUGGCUUGGACAAUAAUAGACCUAUUUUGAGUGCGGAUCGGUUGAGGGAGUCAAUCAACAUGGCCUAUACUUACCUGGGGCCUGGUGCUUUGUUACCCGAAGAUACUGAGAUGGACUUUGAGAUUCGUUCAUCCCUCGAAGGAUCAUUCUAUGAUACAGACAGGAUACCGUUUGGUGCGCCCGUGGAAGUCAAUCUUGAAAUUGAAGCUUUUCAGCGCGUUACAACACAAAGAGGAGGAAUGUUGAUGAAGUUAACGCGGACAGAGAGGAAGAAGUUAUCUGGUGCUGAAAAAAUUCACCCUAAGCGAGCAAGGUUCCUCCCAUUAGCAGCUCGAAGACGCCACUCAUCUUUGCCUUCGCGCGGGUCGUCUCCUUCUUCAUCUUCGUCUUCCCGACCUGACUCACCCAAUGGAUGGGAACAACACGGCCGUCAGCCACCCCAUCACGAAGGGCCUUUGCAACCACCAUCGCGAAGUGAUGGUAGGGAACCUAUGGAAUCAGAUGAUGCAGGGGGCGAGGAUGGCGAUGAAGGAGGGUUAAAUACUGUGCAUGGUGACAUGGAAGAUGGUGAAAUGCGGAUGGACCUUACCGACGAUUUGUUGCACAAAGUGUUCUCGUUCCUUGAUGACACCGCACUAUGUCAAGCAGCCAUGGUCUGUAAGCAGUGGCGGGUGGCCAGUACUCAUGAAGACUUUUGGAAGUCAUUGAACUUUGAAAACCGCUCUGUCAGCCACGAACAAGUUGGUCGCCUUUGUGUCAGGUACCCGAAAGCAACCCAACUCAAUUUACGAGGAGCUCCAUGUGUAGAUGAAGUGCUAGUACGAGAGGCGAUGCGGUCACUGAGAAACUUGGAGGUCCUGACACUGGGUCGUGGAUUUUUGAGUGAUGGUUUUUUCUACGCGUUAGCGCUGGAGUGCGCUGCGUUACAGCACUUGAGCAUCACGGAUGCAGUAUUGGGUAACGGUGGUGCACAAGAAAUCCAACUUCGUCAUGAUUCACUACGUCGUCUUCAGAUUCAGAAGUGCCGUGUGCUGCGCAUUGCCAUCAGGUGCCCUCAACUGGAAUAUCUCUGCCUGAAGCGAACCGGGACUGCUUCUGCCAUGCUACAUUGUCCUCGGCUCUUAACUCUGGACGUAUCUUCUUGCCAUAAGUUAUCUGAUGCAGGCGUUCGAGCAGCAGCAACAGCUUGUCCACUCCUCGCAUCUUUGGAUAUCUCAAACUGUGCUUACGUUAGUGACGAGACUUUACGGGAAAUCUCAAUCGCCUGUAACAAUCUCCGCACUUUAGAUGCAUCUUAUUGUCCAAACAUUUCGUUGGAGGGUGUUCGGAUGCCAAUGCUCAUAGACUUGAAGCUGCAAAGUUGCGAGGGUAUCAUCUCGUCGUCCAUGGCGGCAUUAUCAAGCUGUGCUAUGCUUGAGGUAUUGAGCAUGGACUUUUGCUUGCUGACUGCUGUCAAUCUUGACCUACCUCGGCUUCGACAAAUUAGUUUGAGCAACAAUAGAAAGUUUGUGGAACUGACCUUGCGGAGCCCUGCCCUCGUCUCGCUGAAUCUCAACCACUGCCCUUUUCUUAACCGUGUUGAUAUAACGUCCAGCUCCCUACAGAGUCUAACGCUCAGACAGCAGAAUGGCCUUUCAAGUAUGGCACUUCAGUGUCCUUGGUUGAAAGAGGUCGACUUGACAGAGUGCGAGUCACUUACAAACGCAGUUUGCGACGUCUUCAGUAAUGCCGGUGGCUGUCCUAGGCUAAGCACUUUGACUCUUGACAGCUGUGAGGGUUUAACUGAGGUGAAGUUGUCGUCCUCUUCAAUUCAAAGUCUCUCUCUUGUGGGCUGCCGAAAUAUACAGUCUCUCAACCUCGCAUGCCCUGUCCUUCAGAACUUGGUUCUGGAUGGAUGUGAUCAUUUGCAAACGGCUUCCUUCUCUCCGGUUGGACUCAAUUCUCUGAAUCUUGGAAUUUGCCCACAUUUGGUCAAGCUAGAGGUUGAGGCAUCGCACAUGACUCAUUUGGAUCUAAAAGGGUGUGGAAUUCUGACUCAAGCCGCCAUUCGCUGUCCGUCUCUUUCGUCGCUCGAUGCGUCUUACUGCAGCCAAUUGGGUGAUGACUGCCUCACAGCCACGACAUACGCUUGCCCUGUUAUUCAGUCGCUGGUUUUGGCUUCCUGUCCUUCUGUUGGACCAGUUGGGCUUCUAGCCUUAAAGAGAUUGAGAAAUUUAACCACGCUGGAUCUUUCAUACACAUUCUUAACUGACCUGUCACCUAUCUUUGAAGCAUGCCCCCGGCUGCAGGUGCUGAGGCUGUCUGCAUGUAAGUAUUUGGGUGAUAAUGCACUUGAUGCUUUACAUGGUGGGAAGGUGCUUCCUGAGUUGCGAGAGUUGGAUCUUUCUUAUGGGAGUUUGGGCCACUCGGCCAUAGAGAGAGUGAUGGCCCUGUGCCCGCAUUUAUCUCAAGUGAGCUUGAACGGAUGCGCACAUGUUACGGAUCUCCUGUGGGCAUGCUUGGCGACUCCACCUAUGGCUGGUGUUGCUUCCAGAGAAUUGAGUGGAAUUGAGGAUACUGGAAUGGAAGAUGUCUUGUCGUCCGAUGUUAGCUUUGACCACCAAGGUCAGCCAAUGGAUCUAGCUCAAUGUAGAGACAUCAACUUUAACGACAACGCUGCGGGCAUCGAGGAGUCAGGAGCGAAUGACUCCUUUGUGAUCAAUUCGGCGAGUGGAACUUUAUUGGAUGCAGAAGAAUUAAGUUCUACACAGAUGUUGGUCUCGGGUUCAGAUUGUGGGGCUAGCACAAUACUGGAACCUCUUGAGCCUUCUGCCGCAUCUAUGGAGUCAGAGAUUGUGAUGGUUAGGGCACUACAAAGCCUUAGUUGCGUCGGCUGCCCUCAUAUCAAGAAAGUUGUUCUUCCUCGAUAUGCCUCCUGCUCACAGCUUACUUCACUUAAUCUUUCUCUUUCUGUAAAUAUUCGGGAGGUUUUACUGUCUUGUACGAACUUGACAUCUCUUAAUCUCAGUAACUGUGCAGGAUUGGUGGUACUUGAGCUCGAGUGCCCUCGACUUAUGAGCUUAUUUUUGCAGGCUUGUGGCAUUGAAGCGAGGACUCUAGAGCUUGCCAUUCAGGGCUGCGUUCAGCUUGAAACUUUGGAUGUUCGUAAUUGUGCGAAGGUCUGUGCGUCGUCGCUGGCCCAGAUGCGGGCCGUAUGUCCAGGGCUGAAGCGACUGUAUAACACAAUGUCAACGUGAAGUCGGUGCAGCCCAUGCGUAUGUCAUUCACAUUUACCAAUGAUUAUUUUGGAAGCGCUCCGCGUGGAAAAUGAAAGAGCUGGAGCAAUGUGUUUGAAGAUAAUGGAUCUGUGAUGUGUCCUGGAGCGAGCUUUCUUUCCCAGCCUGAGGAGAAAGUCGAAAGAUGUUUCAUGGUGCUAGAUCCCGUUACCAUCAGCUUGCAUUGCCGGGAACAUUUUGAUUGGUGCUGAAGGACUCUACCUCCCAGUUAUAACAGGAAGGUGUCGCUUGGACUAUCUUUCAGUAGCUUGCAACCACCAAGCAAGAAACAAGUAUUAGUUUCGCUCUUGGGUGGUCUGUUUCAGGAGGAAGGGGCAUUUGUUCUCAUUACGUUACAUCUGCUCAAAUGUCCGAGGCGAAAUGGGCUUGGGAUGCCGAGGAGCGCUUGUGCUGAGGCAUAGUUUUUGUACCACCCGAAAUCGGAGUAUUUCUUUCACGCAGAAAUUUCCAAUGUUAUCUCAAAGAUAUCAUGACGAGAUUUUCAAUGUAAUCCGAUCAAGCCAAAUGCUUAUAUUGCUUGUACAAGUUCGCUCGAGGCAAGCAGCAGCAGCUGGUGUGGUGCCCAUUAAGGAGUGAAAGGGCUAUGAGCUUUUCAGUGUAUUUGAGAGCCACUCACUGAGUCAGGUACUGUCCAGUCUGUCAUCGAAGUAACGCUUGAGCAUCACAGCAUAGUAUAGCAUGUCGGAUGGCGAAAGUUUUCGACUCAUGAUGUGCUGGACUUUCUUGUAGGCAUAUCUCCAGUCGAGUGAACGUCUUUUCCCAUUUCGUUCACGUGUCGUAUCUUCCUAUAGUAGGUAUCUGUCCAUAACGAUUGAUUUUUGUACACGGUAUCAAAACUGACAUGAUUCGUCUCUUCAUGAAAAUUCAUCACUCCCAUGAUCAUGUACUUGACAAUCGUUGAGAUACAACGAAAA